This is a messenger RNA of Raphanus sativus (radish), 741 nucleotides long. RefSeq names its product peptidyl-prolyl cis-trans isomerase. The transcript has a single exon. The record is from RefSeq and is a predicted model, not a curated record. NCBI's taxonomy places the organism in Eukaryota, Viridiplantae, Streptophyta, Magnoliopsida, Brassicales, Brassicaceae. Gene Ontology annotation, biological process: protein folding; protein peptidyl-prolyl isomerization. Gene Ontology annotation, molecular function: peptidyl-prolyl cis-trans isomerase activity. Gene Ontology annotation, cellular component: plasma membrane; cytosol. The coding region runs from base 80 to 595 and encodes 171 amino acids.
AAAAGCCCUAAACAGCACCAUCACCACUACAUACACAGCCUCCUCUUCGAUCUCUCUCUCUCUCAAAAAAAGAAACGAAAUGGCUAACCCUAGAGUUUACUUCGACAUGGCUCUCGACGGAACCCCCGCCGGCCGCAUCGUGAUGGAGCUUUUCAAAGACACGACGCCGGACACCGCGGAGAAUUUCCGAGCCCUUUGCACCGGAGAGAAAGGAGUCGGGAGGAUGGGGAAGCCGCUCCACUACAAGGGAUCUUCCUUCCACCGCGUGAUCCCGGGGUUCAUGUGCCAAGGAGGCGAUUUCACCGCCGGGAACGGAACCGGCGGGGAGUCGAUCUACGGAGCCAAGUUCAAGGACGAGAACUUCGUGAAGAAGCACACCGGGGCUGGGAUCCUCUCCAUGGCGAACUCUGGUCCCAACACCAACGGAUCUCAGUUUUUUAUCUGCACCGCGGAGACGUCGUGGCUUGAUGGGAAGCACGUGGUGUUUGGGAAGGUCGUUGAAGGUAUUGAGGUUGUGAAGGCGAUCGAGAAGGUUGGAUCGUCUUCAGGGACGACUAAGAAGAAGGUGGUUGUUGCUGAUUGUGGUCAGCUUUAGAGAUCUGUGCGAAGAUCUUUUGAAUGUUAUCUUUGCUAUUUGAAUGUUGCUUUUGCUUCGUAUCGUUCGAGUUUGUAAAACCCUCAGUGGUUUUGGAUUUGACUAUCUAUGAAUAAUUAUGAAUAACUAUGAGCUUUUUUUAACUA